Molecule: messenger RNA, 1357 nt
Organism: Gallus gallus (chicken)
Lineage: Eukaryota; Metazoa; Chordata; Aves; Galliformes; Phasianidae
Product: forkhead box protein C1-like
Exons: 1
Coding region: 656-1357 (233 amino acids)
Source: RefSeq, a predicted model, not a curated record
AAUUGAUUAUUUAUUACUAACGAUAUCAUCCACACGGUCAGUACACAACACGGUCUCAUCAUCUCCAAAGCAGAAGGACGCUGUCAUUUCCAAGAGGGGUCGAUUUGGUCAUGUAUACUCAACCGGGGUCUCAACUGCUAGCCGACUCCCCCCCCCCCCCCCCUUCCCCCAGCACUGUAUGUGUGCGCACAUGCAUGUAGUGAGAAAUAUACACAAAGCAGCACUAACGGAGCAGCGCCUUCAGUGCCUCAGCAGUGCAUCAGUAUCCUUCCCCCACCUCUCCAUAACCAUAUGUAUAUAUAUUUUUCCUUUAAAAAUGAUGAUUUGAUCACAGGUACCCCGAUGGAGCCUUUCCAAACGGGCGAGAGGGAGCGCGAGGCACCCCGAGGUCAAUAAAUCCCGGGCUAACGGCAGGUCGCGGCACGCACCGCCCCGGCACGAUCCUCAUUGUGCCCAGCGCUCGGCAUUGUCUCCGGUGCGGGGAAGCCCGGAGAGUUCGCAAAUUACCGGAUGAAAAGAAAGGAGCUGGAAAACAACCUUGCUGCAGCCAAACGGAGAAGCGCUCCGAUUCAAAAGCAGACUUAGAGGCAUCAUUAAUCUUUUCCCUCCGUUUCCACGUAAUUUCUAGAAUCAAAUUCUUUCCUAGGCGGCCGCAAUGAUCGAUUUUGCUACCUCUCCAGCCUGCAGACGUAUUUAUUUUAAUACGCUUGUGAUAGAAUUUCUCCCCCUUCAAAAAUGCACACCAUCAGCAGGAACCCGCGCGGUUCCGAACGCACCGAGGCAGCCGCCUGCCCUCUUUCUUCUGCCUCACAAUAGGAAAUGUCCCAAAUUGCCCAUGCACUUCCUGCACAAGCCCCUCGCCCAUCCCAGCCCGCCGCCAGCACACAGCGAUCCCAUCGCGAUACGCAUCCCCAUCGCUUCGCGUUGCACCCGAGCAGCUCCCGCCAGGGAAAACAUGCAGCACAUUGAUUCAUCCCUCCGCUCGCACAGAUCCCACCCCCACCCGCUUUGGCACGGGAGGAAUCGCCGCAUCCAACCUUUAACUUCUCCCUCCGCUCCUCCAUCUCUGCUCCCCGCCAUCUACCUUCCCACAACGCCGCAUGCGAACCCACCAGCCUCUCGCGCCUCCUUCUCCUCUUCCUCCUCCUCCGCCGCGGCACAGCGGGGCUCGUCCUCCCCGGCGCUGCUCUGCCCGCACCGCGGACACACCUUACCUGCGCGGGGUGCCGCGGGCCGGGGCAGGCGCGGCCGGAGCUGCCUCUGCCGCUCGCCGACGGAGCGGGCGCUGCUGCGGGUGCGCGGCGGCGGCGGCGGGCGGGGGCGGCCGCCGGGAGCGGGGGGCGGUGCCGCCGCGUGA